AUGUCUGUGUUUGUGUCUUUUCUAUUACGUUCAUUGUACAUUGCAUAUGUGAAACGGCAAGACAGGGUGACAGCUGCUAUAAAUCAUUCAGAUGAUGAAAUCAAAAUGUUUUAUGAUUGCAGGUAUGUGUUCGCAUGUGAAGCUGCUUGGAGAUUAUUCGGAUUUGAAAUUCAUAAUAGAUUCCUCCCUAUUCAGCGAUUGCCAUUUCACCCGCCCAAUGAAAAGAGCGUUGUUUUUAGUGAUCAUGCUUCAAUAACUGAUGUCAAGACUAGGGCGGAGUCUAGACAAUCAAUUUUUGAGUCUUGGAUGGAUGCAAAUAAAAAAUAUCCAGAAGGUAGGCAUCUUACUUAUGCAGAGUAUCCAACUCAAUUUGUUUAUAAAGAAAAUAUGCAUGAAUGGCAUCCCAGAAAACAAAGAUUUUCAAUUAGAAGAAUAAAUCGUUUUUCUGCCAAUAAUGGAGAAGAUUCCUAUCUCCGAACUUUACUUAUUUUUCAAAAGGGUUGUACAAGUUACGAAGAUUUGAGAACUGUCAAUGGGGUGAUUUUUCCUUCAUUUAAGGAUGCCUGCUAUUCUCUGGGACUUUUGGAUGAUGACAAUGAGUACAUUGAUGCAAUUAAGGAGGCAAGUUCUUGGGGGUCAGCAACUUAUCUGAUAAAUCUGUUUGCUUUAUUGUUAUUUGGUAACUCAAUGAACAAGCCUGAAAAUGUUUUCCGAAAAUGCUGGGAAUUACUAUCUGAUGAUGUUCUUUAUCGGCAUAGGCAAAGAAUUGGACGUGAAGAUGCAUUUCUUACGGAGGAUUCUAUAAAAAACAUAACCCUUGCAGAAAUUGAUAAGGUGUUACAAAGCAACGGUAAAUGCCUCUCUGAUUACCCAUCCAUGCCGAGUAUCAUCGGUGAAUCUUUAUUGGAUAUGCAGAAUAGACUGGUGAUGGAUGAAUUGUUGUAUGACAGUUUCUCUUUGAAAGAAGAGCAUGACAGACUACUGAAUUCACUCAUUGAUGAGCAGAGGGUUGUUUAUGACAAAAUAAUUUCAGCUGUUUCAGCAGGUAAAGGAGGGUUUUUCUUCCUGUACAACUUUGGUGGUACUGGAAAAAUAUUUAUUUGGAACACCCUGUCAGCAUUUCUUCGAUCAAGAGCUGGAAUAGUGUUUAAUGUUGCUUCUAGCGGAAUUGCUUCACUUCUACUUCCGGGAGGACGUACGACACAUUUUAGAUUUUGUAUUCCUAUUCAGAUCACCGAAGAUUCAACAUGUAAUAUAAAACAAAAUUCUACUUUGGCAGAGUUGUUGUCUAAAACAAAGUUAAUCAUUUCGGAUGAAGCCCCGAUGGUACACAGAUUUUGCUUUGAGGCCCUUGAUAGAACACUUAAAGAUGUUCUUAGAUUUUAUGAUACCAGCUGUGUUGAUAUGCCCUUUGCUGGAAAAGUGGUCACUCUAGGAGGUGACUUUCGACAAAUAUUACCUGUCAUUCCACAUGGCAGUAGACAAGAGAUCGUUCAUGCAACAAUCAAUUCUUCGUAUCUACGGUCAUAUUGUCAUUUGUUAUCUUUGACCAAGAAUAUGUGUCUCAAUUUUGGAAGUAGCACUAAUAAUUUGUUGGAAAUAAAAGAAUUUUCUGAGUGGCUGCUUAAAAUAGGAGAUGUUGAUCUUGGAGAUGACGUUGAUGGAGAAUCUAUUAUAACAAUUCCAGAUGAAUUGUUGAUCAAAGGUUCAGAAGACCUACUUUCAGAUAUUAUUGAUUUUGUCUACCCGAAUCUGAUGGAUAAUAUAUUAGAUCCGACUUUCUUUAAAGAACGCGCUCUUCUAACUCCUAAAUUGUCUGAUGUUGCCAUGUUAAACGAGCACCUAAUGGCUGUGAUUCCGGGUGAAGAAAGGACAUUUUUAAGUUCAGAUAAGGUUUUGAAACAAGACGGUAAUUCAUCUCUUGAGGAUGACGAAAUCUCCCUGAGAUCUUAA
Molecule: messenger RNA, 1953 nt
Organism: Gastrolobium bilobum
Lineage: Eukaryota; Viridiplantae; Streptophyta; Magnoliopsida; Fabales; Fabaceae
Exons: 4
Coding region: 1-1953 (650 amino acids)
Biological process (GO): telomere maintenance; DNA repair
Molecular function (GO): DNA helicase activity
Source: RefSeq, a predicted model, not a curated record